Venustampulla echinocandica is the source of this 1635-nucleotide messenger RNA. RefSeq lists its product as uncharacterized. Gene Ontology annotation, biological process: protein folding; protein peptidyl-prolyl isomerization. The record is from RefSeq and is a predicted model, not a curated record. The coding region runs from base 1 to 1635 and encodes 544 amino acids. The transcript has a single exon. Gene Ontology annotation, cellular component: catalytic step 2 spliceosome. NCBI's taxonomy places the organism in Eukaryota, Fungi, Ascomycota, Leotiomycetes, Helotiales, Pleuroascaceae. Gene Ontology annotation, molecular function: peptidyl-prolyl cis-trans isomerase activity.
AUGUCCUCCCUCUACAAUCUCGAACCGCAACCCACCGCCUCCUGCAUCCUCCACACAACUACCGGUAACAUCUCCCUCGAGCUCUGGGCGCAGCAAAUCCCGCUCACCUGCCGCAACUUCCUCCAGCUCUGCCUAGAUGGAUAUUACGAUAACACGAUAUUCCACCGGCUGGUCCCAGGGUUCAUCAUCCAAGGCGGGGACCCGACUGGCACUGGCAAUGGUGGGGAAAGUAUCUAUGAUGGAGGCGCAUAUUCGGAGCCGCGGGAGAAGGGCGGAAUAUGGCCUAUGGAAGAUCGCAAAGGGAAAAACGCAGGUAUGAAUGGUGUAGGGUUCAAAGACGAAUGGCACAGCCGCAUUAAAUAUAAUCGACGAGGGCUGCUGGGCAUGGCAAAUGAUGGGACAGAGAACUCGAAUGGGAGCCAGUUCUUUAUUACGCUCGGUAAUACGCCAGAGCUGCAGAGCAAAAAUACGUUGUUCGGGCGGGUGGAAGGCGAGACGAUCUAUAAUGUUGCCAGGAUGGGAGAAUUGGAGGUUGGAGAAAACGAGAGGCCGCUGUACCCCCCCAGGAUUACAAGCGUGGAAGUGUUGGUUAAUCCAUUUAAGGAUAUGGUGGGGAGGGAGAAGGCGGCCCCUGCGAUUGCGGAAGUACGAAACGAGAAGGUUGUUGAGAAGAAAAAGAAGCGAAAGGUUGGGAAACAACUGUUGAGUUUUGGGGGCGAAGAGGGCGACGAUAUUGAGGUGCCAGUGGUGAAGAAGGCGAAAAAGUUUGAUACGAGGAUUGUGAUGGAUAAUGGGGAAGCGCCCGAGCCGAAUACAAAGGCGAAGGAGGCUCCAAAGGAGGUCAAAAGGAAGGCCAUGAAGGCGGUAUCAGUGGAUUCAUCUCCAGAACCAGCACUUUCUCCACCACCAAAAGCCCUACCCACUCGGGCCGCUAAGUUAGAAAGCCGGGAUAGCUCUUCAUCGCCAGAGCCAGUGGAGAAAGUCUCGUCGCUCCUUGAUCGGACAAAUGCUCAGAUUGCGGAACUCAAGGCUUCCAUGAAGCGCAAUGUUCAAGCAGCGCCAGUUCUAGAGAAAAAAAAGUCUGCACUUGAGGAGAUGAUACCUAAAACCUCCAUACGAGGGAGAAAACGACGCCCCGGGGCCAAUGCCUCGUUAAAGGAUGAACAACGAGCGGUAGACAUUCUUAACGCAUUUCGAUCGAAGCUGGACCAAGCACCACCAGAGAAAGAAACGUCUAAAGUCGCGCCCACGCUGGAAGAAAGAGAUAAAGACCGAGUUGCAGAGGAUGACGAGGAAGCAACCCUUUGCGAUCUCCAUUUUAUAGCCGAUUGCCAGUCAUGCAAGAAAUGGGAUGCCCGAGCUGAGGCCGACCAAGCUGCUGAUGACGAGGGUAUUGGAUGGAUGUCACAUGCGCUGUCUUUCAAAGAGGACAAAUUAGGCAAAGAUUUAAGUUAUCGGAAGAAGGCGGAGGAAGAGCUGGUGGUUAUCGAUCCAAGGGAGAAGGCCCGGACUUUGAAGGAGGAGAAGAAGGCACAGAGGGAAGCGAGAAGUGGUGGAUCGGGGAGAGAAUGGGAUCAGGCUAGGAAUGACAAGCUGGCCCGGGCUUCUGCGCUGGCGGGGCGAGCGGCCAAAUAA